UUUGUGUACAAAUUUUUUUAAAAACAGUCCAUUGACUAGUUUAGAUUCUUGUCACAAUUACUUGUGCUGUUAUUUUUGUUCGCCUUUUAUCUGCUUUAUUGUUGAAAUGAUGACCGACUCAAGUCUUGAUGAGCUUGAUGUUGGGCUAAAUUUUUUGUUUGAGGAGCUUCCAGAAGAUAUUGAGAAUAACGAAGUUGAUGGUGCAUCUUCGAAACUCGUUGUGAAAUUUGUAAGCGCUGAUUCAUUACUGCCGAAGUGUUUUAUUAAUUCUGAAAAUAAAGCUGUACAAGAAGAAAGGAGCAAAAUAAGGACGGUCAAGGAACCUAUCAUCAAAAAGUUUAAUUGCGGUUACAGGCAUCUUCGCGAUCAUAUAGCAAGUUUGCUCUUAUUUGAUCAAUCUGUACAUGAAGAACAAAUGAAAAGUAUUAUGCUGCAUUUGGAGAAAAUCUGCAACAAUACAUUGCUUGAGCUCUAUCAUAAUGCCAGUUAUGCAAUUGUACUGAUGAAGCCAUUUAGUUAUGCCAUACUGAGAGAUAAAUAUGUUCAUGAAAAUGGAAUCAGAUGUGGAAAUAUUGGUAUCAAGUGCUUGGAAGCUGUAAGCCUUGAUCCUUUGCCAAAGGUUUACGUCGAAAUACAGACAUCAAAAUCAACGGGAGAAUUAAUCAGCGAUGCCUUUUCGAAUGCAUUAGUUAAGUUUUGCUCAAAUUUCCGUUACCUUCGGGUAGUCGAGAGCGAUAAGUUACCGGCAAUAACCACACUCAACCCUUCGAUAAACAUUUCUUUGCUGUUUGGCGCUCGUGCCAACCGAAAUAUGGCAAGUCUCCAGAAGUGCUUAUCUGAAAAUAGCGACGAAUGGAUUGAGAAGAAUAUCACACAUUCCUUUGAUCCCGAAUACGAGCAUUUUUACGCGUUGAGAAAUCGACCUGCGCCUUUGUUGUCUUUGCUCAAAAGUAAAGGCGCGCACGGGGUACAAGUCGCGAUUCGAUUUUCGAGAAACAUGGAGGAAAUGAAACGCUUUUAUGGCGGUAUCACCAAUAGGAAAUGUUUAAAUCGUCCCAAUUCGGUUACCGGUACCACCUGUGCCAUUUAUUCUCUUGCUAGUGACUUGGAGUUGGUUCUCAUUCAAAACAACGACAUUACUACAGAGGUGUGUAGCUCGAUUGUUCUUUGUAUUUGCAUCGAGAGUUUUUCAAAGUUAGCCGAAGACAUAAAGGCAACUGCAAAGCGCGUUACAGAUGGCCACUGGGAAACUGUGGAUCCUAUCGGGAAUAGGGUGCAACUUAUCGUUCUGUUUGAAUGACGGUAGAUGCAAUGAAAAAGUACGGCUGCUGGGAAUUCAUAGAUACGUUGCUCUUGGGCGAAAGAGGAGAAUAACCUUGCUACUGAUAUCUGUAGUUUUGCUCUUUGAAACCAAUUUACUGAAUGUUCAGACGAUCGAAGAUGGCGACAAAACUCAAUCCAGAUUUACAAAGAGAUCUUUGCGAGCUGUGAAAAAGAAGCGUGUCCACAUUCCUGCCAAGGAGAUUCUCAAUUUUCCUUCAAACUAUCACGCGAAGGGUGUCCUCUCUUUACCGUAUGGAAAUAUUGUUGAGCCUUUUGAAGCAUGGUAUUCAGGACAGCACAAAUUAAGUCGUAUUGAUUACUAUGGAGGUAUGGAUCGGACCUACCAGAAGGAAUUGAUCGGAGAGCAUGGUUUUGCCUGUAAAAUAGUCCCAGAAUACUCUGAAAGGACUCAAAGAAAUUAUCGCGGCUGUUUGCAUCGACAUGGAACGAAGGAAUUCCCGGUGAAAGCACAGAGCAUUGUUCCGACACCGUAUUAUUUCAAGUACAUCAAAGACGUCGCUCUUCGCGGACAUCACUCUGCAGUUUGGCAACACGAGUUCAAAGUUUUCAACAAAGUUAAUACCUAUGUACUUUAUACUACGAAGACAAAACCUUUGAAGCCAUUGAGAUACGAAAUGAUGGGUUAUGAUACUUUACUUUCUUCUUAUUAUGAUCAUUACGUUCUCGACUAUGACAUUUUUGAAUCGUGGAACUUUGAUCGGAGGACAUUGGAAAUUCCAAUGGAUUUGAACUGCUUUGAUUAUUCUUCGAAGAAUUUCGCGAGCACCGUCGGUGAACUUAACCCGAUGUUGGAAUUUCUGUCGCAUUCGGAUGAUCGGACACCAUUCACUCUUUUCAUCUUUCAAAAGGCAUGGCUGACGCUGAUGAACGAGACAGUUUGCCGAGCGAUAACGUAGCAAAGAGUACCACUCCGACCAUCUGUAUUCUCACGAUGGAGGAAAAGUGUCUAUGGAACUAAGAUAAGUAGAAACCUUGAAGAAUCAACGUCUGGAUUUGCUGAUGUCAACACCGACCGCACGGUUCAUGAUAAACUUAAAAAUACUCCAGUUGAAUAUGAAGAGACAGACGGAGUACCUUUGUACAAAAGCACUAUUCGACCCUGGUAUGGUGGGACGAGAAAAAAACUCAGAAAUUUUCCAUCAAAACGUCGAAACCGUUUCAAAAAUGCUCUCUUAUCAAGACGUCAAAAGCACAGAAAGCGCUUUACGGAUUUGAGCUCGUCACGUUCAAAAGACAAAUUUCGCGACGAUACUUCACGAAAUUAUUAUCUGCGGCCACGAGAUAUUUUUACGAAACUUUUACGAAGUCGGAAUGCCUUACAUAGCAGGUUGUCCGCGCAAGUUGGAAAGAGGAUUUUGGAUGGUGAAAUACAUCGACGUCAAAGACUCAUUGAGGCAUUUUUAAACGGUUCCAAUUUACAAAAUCGGAUUCAAAAUCGAUUGAGCUGGAAAAGUUUCGCUUAUGGAAACGGUGCGUCGCAUCACAACUACGAGGGAAUCGUUGACAAUCUGUUCCGCUCGUUCAAAAAUACUCACAAGAAAAGUUAUAAUUCAAUAAAAGAAAACGAAUCUAGGAAGGAUAUUUAUCGCCAUAAUCUAAGAUUUAUACGAUCGCGAAAUCGGAUGCAUUUAGGUUAUAAAUUACGUUCGAAUCAUUUCAUGGAUAUGACAGAUGACGAGCUGCAUAAACACAAAGGUUUAUUACAUGAUGAAGACGAGAUGGCAUCUGAUGGCGGUUCGUCUUUUCGACCAAUCACCGAUGAUUUUCCUCGUGAAGUCGAUUGGCGUAAACUUGGUGCUGUCAAUUCCGUAACAAGCCAAGGCAUUUGCGGUUCUUGUUACGCUUAUGCAGCUACUGGAGCAUUGGAAGGAGCUUAUUUUACGCAGUACGGCUAUCUUCCAAAUUUCUCCGAGCAGGAAAUCAUUGAUUGUUCCUGGGGUUUUGGAAAUCGUGGCUGUAAAGGGGGCUACCCCCAUAGAGCUAUGAAAUGGAUCAUGAAACAUGGCGGUCUUGCCGAAGAGCAUACGUAUGGACGUUAUUUGGCCCAGGAAGGCUAUUGUCAUUUCAAGAACGUCAGUAUAGGCGUUAAACUUCAUUCGUACAUGAAAAUUGCUCAAAGAAAUGCGACGGAAUUGAAACAGGCUAUCGCGCAAUAUGGACCUGUUACUGUUUUGAUAAACACACGUCCAAAGUCGUUUAAGUUUUACAGUUCUGGCAUAUACUACGAUCCUGAGUGUUCUGGUAGUACUCUGGACCAUGCAGCUUUAGCCGUUGGUUAUGGCGUAGAAAAGGGUAUUCCUUAUUGGCUCAUCAAGAACUCGUGGUCAAGGGCCUGGGGCGAGUCAGGUUACAUCAAAAUAGCGGAACGAAAUAAUAACUGUGGGGUAACAUCAAGAGCAAUUGCUGUAAGGAUACAUUGAGUAUAAUGUGUUGGUGCAACUGUGUUCGUUGCAUGACUAUUAGGGUUGGAGUAAGGAUAAAAUGAUUGUAGAGAUUGAUGUGUUUGAGCAACUCCACCAGAUUUUAACAAAAUUGUUGUAGACUGAAUUUUAUAAAAUAUGUCUACAUCGAA
Molecule: messenger RNA, 3916 nt
Organism: Xenia sp. Carnegie-2017
Lineage: Eukaryota; Metazoa; Cnidaria; Anthozoa; Malacalcyonacea; Xeniidae
Exons: 12
Biological process (GO): immune response
Cellular component (GO): lysosome
Molecular function (GO): cysteine-type endopeptidase activity
Source: RefSeq, a predicted model, not a curated record